UACAGUAUAAUAAUGUACUAUCAGUGAGUGCUCCCACAGCCAGGCACCUGCUGCUGCACCGCCCGGAAGCCGGGGAGAGUCUCUGUGAGCAGUGGGCAGGGUAGGGAAGCCCUGCAGGAGAGAGAAGAAGACCUUCCGAGCCCCCAGGCUCCAGACAAGACUUGGGCAGCCAGGCGUGGUCUGCCUGCUCCGGCGCUCCAUAUAAAAGCCCGAUCUCUCCUGAGAACAAGGGUGGCAUUGAGCUGCGGCACAGCAGUGGGACGGGUGCAAGGGAAAGGGCACAGGGAGGGGGGCAGAGAGAUCAGGGGCAGCGGUGCACAGAAGGAUAAGGGCUGAGGAACACUAGGAGACCGGUAUGCGCACGGGAAGGAUGUCCUGGCUAUACCUCCUCUGCUCUGGGCUUCUCUCCGGCACUUUGGUCGCUGCUUUUAACCUGGAUACUGACAAUGUGAUCACGAAAGGAGGAGAACCCGGGAGUUUGUUCGGCUUCUCUCUGGCUAUGCAUCGGCAGCUGCACCCGGACGAUAAGCGGCUAUUGUUGGUUGGUGCCCCUAAAACAAAAGCUUUCCCCGCUCAGAAAGCCAACGUAACUGGUGGUUUAUUUGCCUGUGAUAUUACAGCUUCUGCUCCGUGCACUCGGGUUGUGUUUGAUGAUAAAGUUGACUUAUCAGUUGAGAAUAAAGAGAACCAAUGGAUGGGUGUAAGUGUCCAAAGCCAAGGACCAGGAGGCAAAGUUGUGACCUGCGCUCAUCGGUAUGAGAGGAGGAGAUUUGUGAAUACAGCCCAAGAAUCUCGGGACAUCACUGGAAGAUGUUAUGUUCUGAGUCAGAACCUCACUAUCUCAGAUGAUAUGGAUGGAGGAGAGUGGAACUUUUGUGAAGGGCGAGUCAGGGGACAUGAGAAAUUUGGGUCUUGCCAACAAGGUGUAGCAGCAACAUUUACAAAAGACUAUCAUUAUGUUGUGUUUGGUGCCCCAGGGACGUACAACUGGAAAGGGUUUGUCCGGGCAGAACAGAAAAAUAGUACAUUGGAGGACAUGUUAAUUUUUGACGAUGGCCCUUACGAAACUGGUGGUGAAACAAAACGCAACCCAGAUUUAGUACCGGUUCCAGCUAACAGUUACCUAGGUCUCCUGUUUAUGACAACAAUGUCCAAUACUGACCCUGACCAGUUUCUUUAUAAAUCUGAUUCCCCCAAAGCAAGGGGGAAGAAAUCCUUGGACGUGGCGACUAAUAGCUACUUAGGGUUUUCUUUAGACACAGGGAAAGGGAUUACCUCUCAGGAAGAAAUGACAUUUGUAUCAGGGGCCCCUAGAGCCAAUCACAGUGGAGCUGUAGUCCUCCUGAAGAAGUAUCCACCCAAUGAAAGGAUGUUGUCGCCGGAGUUUAUCUUUGAAGGCGAGGGACUGGCCUCUUCCUUUGGUUAUGAUGUGGCAGUGGUGGAUCUGAACAGUGACAAGUGGCAGGAUAUAGUAGUUGGUGCUCCUCAAUAUUUUGAUAAGAAUGACAAAGAAGUAGGAGGUGCUAUCUAUGUAUACAUGAAUGAGGCUGGCAAAUGGGGAAACGUUCGACCAAUUCGAAUUGUUGGAACCAAAGACUCCAUGUUUGGUAUUUCUGUGAAGAACAUAGGAGACCUAAAUCAAGAUGGCUAUCCAGACAUUGCAGUUGGUGCUCCAUAUGAUGAGGGCUUUGGGAAAGUCUAUGUAUAUCAUGGGUCCAAAAAUGGGAUUAUUGAAAAACCUGCACAGAUUAUUGAUGGAAAGAGCACAAACACCCAGUCGUUUGGUUACUCCAUUGCUGGAAACAUGGAUUUAGAUAGAAAUUCUUACCCAGAUAUUGCAGUUGGAUCUUUGUCAGAUUCUAUAAAUGUGUUCAGAUCACGUCCAGUUGUCAGUAUCAAAAAGACGAUUAAAGUGACGCCAGAUAAGAUAGACCUUAACAAGAGAAACUGCGUGGUACCAAGCGGAAUCUGUUUGACAGUUGAGGUCUGUUUGUCGUACACAGCGGAGCCCAGUGACUACAACCCAGUCUUAACUCUUGCUUGCACUAUUGAAGUUGAAAGUCAAAGACAGAGCCUGGGGUUGUCAUCAAGAAUUGCUAAUGUGCAAGGGCCGAUUUCAAGUACUAUUGAUCUCAGAGCACAAAAUCAGCAAAAAUGUUUCCAAACCCCCCUCAAUCUUCAGGAAAAUAUUAUGGAUAAACUGCGACAGAUUCCCGUGUCGGUCACUGUAGAUAUCAAAAGUGCACGUCGGGCAAAGAGGCAAACUAGUCCAUUACCAGAACUCUUGCCAAUCCAGAAUGCCAAUGAGCCCAAGACGGUUACCACAGAGGCGCAGUUUUUGAAAGAAGGAUGCGGCGAAGAUAACAUCUGCAACAGUAACAUGAAGAUCGCAUACAAAUUCUUCACCAAAGAUGGACCAGACACGUACAGCCAACUAAAGAUGGAGAACGGUGUUCCGGUACUUGCUCUUCAAAAUCAGAGAGACAUCGCUCUCGAAAUUACAGUAACAAAUAAUCCAUCGGAUCCAAACAAUCCCAAAAUCGAUGGUGAUGAUGCCCACGAAGCUAAAUUUAUUGCUGAUUUACCAAAUACCUUGUCCUUUUCAUCAGCCAAGAACCUGACUAAAGCUCCUGAAAGAUUUUUGUGUACAUCCAAUCAAAAUGGUUCAAAAGUUGAUUGUGAUCUUGGAAAUCCUUUCAAAAGAAAUGCCAAUAUAACUUUCCUUCUGAUUUUGAGUGCUAAUGAAAUAUCAGUUGACACUAAGGAGCUGCAGAUUCCUCUCACACUAGAAACGACCAGUUCUCAAGCAGACCUAGGACCCGUAGUUGCAAAGGCUCAAGUGGUAGUGGAACUUCUGCUUUCUGUUUCUGGGGUCGCCAAUCCCUCUCAGGUGUACUUUGGAGGAAAAGUUACUGGAGAAAGUGCCAUGAAGACAGAGGAUGAAAUUGGAAGUUUAGUUAAUUUUGAGUUCAGAGUCACUAAUUUUGGACGGCCUCUGAAAGCACUUGGUACAGCAUUUUUAGACAUUAAGUGGCCGAAAGAAAUAAACAAUGGAAAAUGGCUGCUUUACAUUGUAAAUAUAGAGUCCAAAGGACUGGACAAGGUCAAGUGUCAACCAGAAGGUGAAAUUAACCGUCUGAAAGUGCUGGAAUCUGGUAAAAGUCGGAGCAAACGUGAGUUAGCGGAAAAGCAGACCGAUGUGGAUGGGAAAACAUUUUCUCUAUUCUCUGACAGGAAAUACCUGACACUGGACUGCGAGAACCAUGCAAAGUGUGUGACAAUUAGAUGCCCCCUUCAGGGUCUGGAUAGUAAUGCAGUCAUUAAUGUUCGAUCCAGGUUAUGGAACAGCACUUUCCUUGAGGAAUAUUCAAAGAUGAACUAUCUCGACGUCCUUGUGAAAGCCUCAAUCAGUAUUGAUACAACAUCUGAGAAUGUUAAAUUGUCCAAUGAAGGUUACCAGGUGCGUGUUACAGUAUUCCCUGAGAAGACGCAGGCACAGUACACUGGGGUGCCAUGGUGGAUUGUCCUCGUUGCUAUAUUAGCAGGAAUUUUAAUGCUUGCACUACUAGUCUUUUUAUUAUGGAAGUGCGGAUUCUUUAAACGUUCCAGGUACGAUGACAGUGUCCCGCAAUACCAUGCUGUACGAAUUCCCAAAGAAGAACGCCAGUUCAAAGAUGGCAAAUUGAAGCAGAACAGUGAUAAAAAGCAAUGGGUCACCAAUUGGAAUGAAAAUGAAAGUUAUUCCUAGGAAUAUUUAUAAUUGGAUUUGUUUUUUAUAAUGGUUACUUUUAAUUGAAAGAGCACCACAGUUGUUGAAUUGGGUAUGUUCUAAACCAUAGGCUUAUUGUGAAUUGUCUUCUUGGCCAGCUGUGAAAGUGAUGCUCGCCAGUGCCAGAUUAUGGAAUUAAAGUAUUAGGUGCCCGAUAUGUGAUGGGUAACAUCAUAUAGGGGCACAAAAUGUCAGGAAGGGGUGCUAAGUUUUAUUUAAUGCUGAUCUACUGUCAUUAUGCAAUAAAGGAGAAAGCAGCCAAUCUACUUUUAGUGCAUUAAAGUCUCUUAGAUGGCGAUUGCAGUCACUAUAGGACCCUAUUCCAUUUGCCUUAAACACAUCUCUUUGUGCCAUUAUCAAACUUAGCAUGUGAUCAUUUGUGAAAUUGUUUGGUCAUAUGUCCUAUGCAAUAUAUACAUUUCUUUACAAACAGUAGUCAUCACCAAUGGCUCUUAUAUGCAGCCCAUUAUAGUACCUAACUUGUUGUGCCUUUAAAUCCCUUCAUUGCAGGGGGAAACUUCAAAUUGUUGCAUAGUGCAGAACGUUAAGUCUUAAUUACACUAUGCACAACUAAUACACACCUGGGUUAAAUAUACAUUCCUUUUGCGUUUGAGGCUGCAAAUUUAAAUUGUGCAAUAUGUCAUUCAACACAUUAUAGUAACAUUUGCAAUUGUUUUCAGAUUUAUAACCUAACAACCAUGUUUCAAUGUUAUUUCUGUAAAUAGAUUAACCUGUGGGGUAUUUAUUACUUCCUGUUACUUUUUACAUUUAACCUUAAAGUGUACAGGUGGCCUACACACGGUGCAGAGUAUCCGUGGGGGUGUGGCCUGUCCGUACAGUGACAUCACUGAGGCUGGCUGUAUUUCUGUACGUCCACCAUGUCAUUUGUUAGUGAGGUGACUGUCUACACUCCCAUGAAUAUAGACUCAGCUUCCACCAUCUGUAGGGUGCUGGUAAACUUUAAGGCCAAAGAUUACUUGCUUUUUUUUUUUUUUAGUGGGGGAGGGUGGGGGGAGGUGAUGGGUGCAACUAAUCAAAGUGGUCACUGUAGGCAAUUAAUUCCACUGGAAUGUCACUGGUUUGUGUUUUUAUUAUCUGCACAAACCGCUAUUAUAACGCAGCACUCAGUUUUGUAUCUUGUCUGUCAAUACAUCGACCUGCUUUUUACCCAUGGAAUUCCUAAUUUACCAGCUGCCAGAGGGCUCUCGGUGCGUUUUCACAGUUUAUCAAUUCAUGUCCUAAAUGUGUAAAUACUGUGAUGUGUAGAUAUAAAAUGUUAUUUCUAAUUGUG
Messenger RNA from Pseudophryne corroboree (corroboree frog), 5060 nucleotides. RefSeq names its product integrin subunit alpha 6 (gene ITGA6). Bases 356 to 3748 code for a protein of 1130 amino acids. Gene Ontology annotation, cellular component: integrin complex; external side of plasma membrane. The record is from RefSeq and is a predicted model, not a curated record. The transcript is spliced from 26 exons. Gene Ontology annotation, molecular function: integrin binding. NCBI's taxonomy places the organism in Eukaryota, Metazoa, Chordata, Amphibia, Anura, Myobatrachidae. Gene Ontology annotation, biological process: leukocyte migration; cell adhesion mediated by integrin; cell-cell adhesion.